UCAGUUUCGUAUUUUUAUAAAAAAUAGAAUUGCUAAUAGGAUGCUAGCAAGGCUGCGAUGUCAAUAAAAUAAACAUGAGGGAUCUCAGGACAAAACACAAACGUUCCCGGAUUGCACAGGUGGUGCCAGUAUGGAAAGAACAACUUUAUCGAUUGUCGUCGUAAUCGGAAAUACCUGAACAUAAUGAGGAAGUAAAGCAUAUUGAGGAAACAAGAAAAUUGAACUACGAAAGCAUGGCGAGUCUAGUUCUUCAAACAGAGAACUAAAAGGAACGUACACACACACACAUGGGGAAGCUGUAGAAAGAGAAGGUCAGUGAAGGAGCAAUGAGCCAGGUGGAGAUAUUGGGCGAUUCAAGCCAUCCUCUGCAUCACUGCCAUGGGGAACUUCGCAUUUCCUGCCCAAUGCACUGAAUGGGAUGGUUACUCAUUUCUUCAACAAGGAAACCUAAAGCAAUUUAGGCAUGGAUUUACAACAACAUUUAGAUGAUGGAGUUGUCAGCCGCGUUGCCACCACCAGUGACUUCAAGUGCACCGUGUGCGGCAUGCAAUUCUCCGGUGAAACGCCAAUCUUGCAACACCUGGGCGGCAGACAGCACAGGGAAGCAGGAGCCCGAUAUAUGCUUGCCAACCCCGGGAGAGAAUGUGGUUCGCUCCGGCGCCUCGUGAAGCCCGUGGUCCUGGCAGCCGCGGGGAAGGGGGAGGUCCAGGCUGCAGGUGCGGGGUUCAGGUGCAACCUCUGCGAAGUUACUAUUAGUGGAGCGACGCCACUAGAAGACCACCUUAAUAGCAACAGUCACAAGAAACACUCUGCUAAUGACAGUCAUGUUCUGCGUCCCUUCCUCGAGGACGGCGUGGUCAGCCGAGGCGCCUCCAGCAACAUCUUCCGCUGCUGCGUGUGCUGCGUGGAUCUGACGGGGCAAGCGUCCACGCAGCAGCACCUGGAGGGCAAGCAGCACCGGGAGGCAGGAGCCAAGUACGUCCUCGGUAAUCCGUGGGACAAUCGAGCGACGCUCACGAAGCUCGUCAAACCGACAAUCCUCGCAGCCGCCAAGGAAAACGUGGUGCAAGUUGUCGACACGGGAUUCAGGUGCGUCCGUUGCAAGGUGACCCUUCUGAGUCUGACGCCCCUGGAGGAUCAUCUGUCCAGCAACGGCCACAAGAAUACCCAUGCAGACGAAGAGACGAUGGUUUUCCAGCAUCCCGAUUUGCGCCAGUUUCUAGAAGAAGGAAUCGUUAUCCAGUGUUACCCAGGCAACAUCUUCAAGUGCUCUGUGUGCCACGUCGACUUGACCGGCGAGACGCCAACCCUGCAGCACGUGGAGGGUAAGCAGCACCGCGAGGCGGGCGCCAGGCAUCUCCUCGCCAAUCCAAAGGACAAGCGAGCCUCCCUCAGGACUCUCGUCAAGUCUAUGGCGAUUGCAGCCGCUGAGGCUGGUGUGGUCGAAGUGUCGGCGGCAGGAUUUAAGUGUACCGCUUGUGCUGUGACUCUCAGCGGAGUUGCACCAUUAGAAGAACACUUAGUAAGCAACAAUCACAAGAAACGUGUUGAUCAAGAUAAGACUCCCAAUUCAUGUGAGGCAGUUACUGCGCUCGAGACAGCCCUCGAGAAAACGCUGGUGAUUCGGCCACUUCCUGCUGCAGCGCCCACGCCCUCACAGGGGACCAGGGCUAAAAGUAAGUAUGUAUAUUCAGUGAUAUCCGAGCCCCGCGGCCUUGUCUACGUCUUCAAUUACACUUUCAAAGGCCAGGGAAAACUGCAACGAAAUGGGGCUCACCUGGAUUCUGUUAAUAUCCAGAAGACAUUCGAGAAACUGGGAUACCAAAUCAUUGUGCUGGAGGACUUGACGGGAGAGGAAACCUUCGAACAAUUUGAAAAAAUACGGGAAAACCCAGAACUCAAUGGUGUGGACGUACUGAUGGUCUUUAUCCUCAGCCACGGAGUCGAUCCUUACACCUUCUUGGCCAAUGAUGGCACGGAAGUGAACCUGCACAGCAUUCGCUUCGGUUUUUCCGACCGCAAGUGUCCCUACAUGAGGAACAAACCAAAGAUCUUUUUCGCCAAUUACUGUAGGGCCGACCGGAUGGAGCGGCGAGAACUGAAGGAGGCGGAGGAACCAAGCGACAUGGCUACCAUCCACGCGGCCGCUGAGGGCGUCUUAGCCAAGAGAUCUCCAGACUUCGGCACAGUGUUCGUCAAGAGCCUCUGCGACGUCCUGGACAGCCACGGCCUCAGCUUGGACCUGAGGGACCUGUACAUCGAGCUGUGGUGCCAGAUGAAGGAGAACGACGGAACCAAGCCGAUGUGGGAGGACUACGUGUUCAAGAAAUUUUUCCUCGGUCCACGCUGAUGGCGGACACUCGAACCGGUCACGAGAGAAAACUGCAGAUGCGUUUGCUUGUCUUUGCUUCUGUUUAUUUAAUGGUUGUAUAAGAAAUGGUAUAAUGCAAAUAGAUACAUAAAAGUGGUUAUAUUUA
Messenger RNA from Penaeus vannamei (Pacific white shrimp), 2477 nucleotides. RefSeq names its product zinc finger protein 346. Gene Ontology annotation, biological process: proteolysis. Lineage: Eukaryota; Metazoa; Arthropoda; Malacostraca; Decapoda; Penaeidae. The record is from RefSeq and is a predicted model, not a curated record. Gene Ontology annotation, molecular function: cysteine-type endopeptidase activity; zinc ion binding; nucleic acid binding.